Messenger RNA from Abrus precatorius (Indian licorice), 1157 nucleotides. RefSeq lists its product as uncharacterized. The record is from RefSeq and is a predicted model, not a curated record. The coding region runs from base 132 to 683 and encodes 183 amino acids. The transcript is spliced from 3 exons. Lineage: Eukaryota; Viridiplantae; Streptophyta; Magnoliopsida; Fabales; Fabaceae.
GAAAUCAAUUGAAACAGAAAUAAUAUCAGGUGUUGGGUUAAUUGUUGUUUAAUAUCUGUGUAGUGUGGGGAAGAAGACACCAAACCCAGUGUUCCAGCAACAGUGUCUGAGUUGAAUGAAUAAGAAGAAGAAUGGUGGAUGAUGAUGUUCCUCCUGCCGAUCCAAAAGAUUGGUCAAUGGUGGUUAUACACGAUGAUGAAAAGGACGCUUUCGUAUUUCCCCCAAUCAACCACGAAAAUCUGCAAAUUCCCCAACACUCUUCUUCAUCUUCUCCUUCCUCCUUUUCGUCCUCUGAUUCUGACUUGUGGACCCCCUCUUCUUCUUCUUCCUCGUUCGAUUCUCAGAUCAGCAAAGGCGGGGACUUUGUCGGAUGGAUGAGUAUUGGGGUUCAGAUAUUGCGUUCCAAACUUCUUGCCGCAUUUUCCUCUUUCCGGAACUGUGCCGCCGACAGAGGGACAAUUUGGUCAUUUUGGGUGCCCGCUGCUGCGCUUCUAAUGUCGUGCUGGGUUGCCGUGAAGAAGUGGAAGAGGAGGAGGAGGAUCCUCACACCCAAUGAAACUCGUCUCAUCAACAUUAUUAAGGAGAAAGAUGGGAAAAUUGCCCAGCUCUUGCACCAGAUUGCACAAAUGAAUAAACUACUUAUAGAUCGUCACAAAGCAUUGGCUGCUAAAGUGGUGGAAUGAUCGGCUAAAGGUUGUGAAUAGGGUAGCUAUUGACUUAUUGUGAGAGUUAAGUUGUAAAUUGACACCGAACUAAAUGUGAUUCUUAGAACAUGUUCCUACCACAGCAGACUGAUUGAAAAAAUAUACUCAAAUGCCAUGACAAACCUAAUCAAAGGAUAUGCUGAGGAAUGAGGUGCCAACGUUGGGGUUAUAUCAUUAAUCUGCAAGACUGGUGCUCCUCAAAUCCUCAUUAUUCAUGAAUGAUUCGUUUGGUGGGGAACCACAGAAUUAUGCAGGGAAGCUGGCAGAACACCAAUUGUAAUAAAGUUAACUAGGUUCUUCGUGCUCAGACAUUUAGCACAUUUUGCAUUGUUCAAGCCCGUCAUGUUAACUUAAUGUCCCAUCAUAUUUGGUUUAGCUUCAAAGUCUCAUUGGUUCGUUUGUGCAAAAGCUUAUACCUUUUGAAAUUUUAAAACCAUGGUUCAAGUCUAUGCU